Molecule: messenger RNA, 630 nt
Organism: Penicillium soppii
Lineage: Eukaryota; Fungi; Ascomycota; Eurotiomycetes; Eurotiales; Aspergillaceae
Exons: 3
Coding region: 1-630 (209 amino acids)
Source: RefSeq, a predicted model, not a curated record
AUGGUUCUGGUUUCAUCCAAAACUCUCAUACAGGCACAUGCCGUGAUCCUCCUCGUGAUCGCCGGAUACCUGAUCAAGAACCCGGAGAUGAUCGUCGACUCCGACAUGGUGUUCAUGAUGGGUGAAGCAUUGAAGAUUGACUUUCCAUCCCUGUCAAGCCCGCACCAAUCCCCCUUCACAUUCUGCGCUCUGCUCCUCUUCGUCGAAUCGCUCAUCGACCUCGUCCUGUUAUCGAACAUCCCCUUCCAUGAAGCCCUCGACGAGGCCCUGCCCUACAUUCGACCCCUGCGAAAUGGCAAUCUACCCGCUGAGGACCUCCAGGUCCUUCAGAACCUGCCCGAGUACAUUACCAAGUCGUUGACCGUUUACUGGAGUGUCUGGAUUGGUGUUGCUGGGUGCAAAUUCGCUGUUUACGCGGGUCUUGCUUUCUUCAUCUACCAGGGUCGCGCGGAUGGUGUCGCGGCUUAUACUAGUGCUGCGGCUUUGGGUGGUUUGGAUCGUUUGAAGAACCGGGUGGUGUUCACUUUUGCUUUCCUGGAGAUGAUGUUUUGGUUCUGGUCUUUCUCUACUCUUCGUCAAGAACGUCAGGAACGCUUGACUAAGCUUUUGGAAGAUACUCGCGAUCUUUGA